AUGAGUCUAGAAAGGUUAGAGCAUCUAUUAAAUCAAGUUGCCCCCUACAUUGUGAAGAAGAAAUGCAACAGUAGAAUACCCCUCUCUCCAGGAGAAAGGCUUGUUGUAACCCUACGUUAUUUGGCAACAGGUGACUCUCAGCAAUCCCAAGCUUUUAAUUUCAGAUUGGGUAAAAGCACAGUUUGCAAUAUUAUAAAAGAAACAUGCAGUGGACUGUGGAAUGCUUUAAGUGCAAGUUAUCUAAAGGCUCCAAACUCUGAGAAUAAGUGGAAACAGAUAGCAAAUGAAAUGUUCAGUCAGUGGGAUUUUCCAAACUGCAUUGGUGCAUUGGAUGGGAAACAUGUGGCAAUUGAAUGCCCAGCAAACAGUGGGUCUAAUUUUUUUAACUACAAAAAGUUUUACAGCAUUGUGUUGAUGGCCAUGUGUGAUGCCAGAUACUGUUUUACAUUAGUGGAUAUUGGAAAUAAUGGAAGAGAUAAUGAUGCACAAAUUUUUAAUAAUUCAGCAAUGGGCAAAGCUUUGUCUAAUAAUGAAUUAAAUGUUCCAUCCUGCAGUUCCAUAGACGGUCAUACACUUCCCUAUGUAGUUGUAUCAGAUGAAAUUUUUGCCCUUAAGCCAUGGUUAUUGAAACCUUAUGGUGGCAAGAGAUUACCACAAGACAAUGAAAUUUUUAAUUACAGACUUAGUCGCUGCAGGCGAACAAUAGAAAACAGUUUUGGUAUCCUUGCAGCAAGGUGGAGGAUUUUUCGCCGUCCAAUCAAAGCCAAGCCAGAAACAGUUGACUUGAUUAUAAAAGCAUGCUUAUGCCUACAUAAUUAUUUACAGCUGACAUACAAUGCCCAUUACAUCCCAGCUGGUUUUGUCGAUGCUGAAGAUAGUACAGGUAAUUUCAUACCUGGUAACUGGAGAAACAUUACUAUGGGUGACAUUGGUGCUAUGGAAGCAUUUACUGUUGGAAGAGCAAAUAACAGAUCUUCCUUUGAAGCUAAUGAAGUUCGAGAAACAUUUAAGAAAUACUUCAUUAGCAGAGAAGGAUCCUUAUCAUGGCAG
Molecule: messenger RNA, 1050 nt
Organism: Paramuricea clavata
Lineage: Eukaryota; Metazoa; Cnidaria; Anthozoa; Malacalcyonacea; Plexauridae
Source: the annotation of a GenBank genome assembly